AUGUCCCCGGGUUCUGCUACCCGUGUCACUUCCGCGGGUUCCCUAAGCUGCGACUUCAGUCGGCCAGGGAGCCCCGAGCGUCCACCCAGCCUCCCCACCGCGCUCUUGGCCCUCGACUCCUGUGCCUGGCAAGCAGCUCCCGUGUGUGCUCCCCGCUCUCGACUGGAGACACCUGCGCUUCCUUCCCCACCCUUCACCGCCCUUUUCGCUGCGGUUUCUCCCCUGCCUUUGGGAGCUCCGGAGCGGCAGCUGGAGGAGGAGCAGGGGAGGAGGGAGAGGACGAGGAGGAGUAGGGGCGGGGUGGGUGGGGAGAGACAGGGAGGGUGUGGACUGGCAGCCGCUCUGCAGCUGGUCGCCGGGGACCCGAUCCCUCCCUCGCGCCCGAGUGAUGGAGAGGAAGAGAUUCGCUUAGACACACACACGCGCACACAGCUGGGCACGUCUCCGGGAGGCAGCCGCCGGGGGCCGGGCGGCGGCCGUGACAGCACCAGCAGCGGGGAGCCGGGCGCCCACACAGCUUGGCAGAUCGGGAGGAAGCUGACUGCCCAAGGACCUGUCGCCGAGGACAGGAGGCUCUCCACGCGGCGCUCAGAGUCCGGGGCCGCGCCGGUGCCCGCGUGGGGCGAGGAGGAUGCUCACCUCCUCCCGCAGAGCUGCUGCGGGCCCCGGCACUGCGCGGACUCCGGCUCCCGCGGCCGGCCCUGUCGUGCCCGCGCCGCGGGAGCGCGCCCUGCCGUACCUGGCUCCAGCCUCCCGGGGAAGUGCAGGAAACGCGCCCUAAACUCCACUACUUCUCGCCCGCCUCCUCCCCUUCCCGGCUCCCCGCCCCGGACCUGGCCGCCGCCGCCGCCGCCCGCGCGUAGGGCCCGCCCGCCUCUGACUCUCACGCGCGCAAGCACAGCCCGGCUCGCCCGCUCCCAUUCAAGCCGACGCGCUCUCCGCAGAGCCGAAGCCCGGGCGUCCGAAACUACUGGACCCACUGCGGCCGGGACUGCAGGAGACGCCCUGUGGGCCGGCGCCACCCGCCGCGGGCCCCCGCGCCCCGGGCUCCCGCCCGCGCCGCCGCCGCCGCCGGGGACGUUGGUGAGCAGGGCGCGCUGCCCGCCUCGCACCGGGGAGGGGCUCUAG
Hippopotamus amphibius kiboko is the source of this 1128-nucleotide messenger RNA. Its product is annotated as protein SPT2 homolog. Lineage: Eukaryota; Metazoa; Chordata; Mammalia; Artiodactyla; Hippopotamidae. The transcript has 3 exons. The record is from RefSeq and is a predicted model, not a curated record. Bases 1 to 1128 code for a protein of 375 amino acids.